GAGAGAGAGAGAGAAUCCGCGUGUGGGGUGAAAAGGGAAAACCGUGAAAGGUGAUUGUCUCGGCGGGAUUGGAGGGAGUUUCGAUUUUCAUGUCCUUUUCCGCUCUAAAAUCAAUCCUUCCCAAAUCUCUUUCAUCAGCUUCAUCUCCUUCCUUUCUUGUCUCUCCUACUUAUUAAACCCUACCCAUCUCUCUCUCUCUCUCUCUCUCUCUCUCUCUCUCUCUCUCUCUCUCUUGCGUGAGAGAGUGUGAAAAAAAAGUCUUGUCAGAUCUGCACAUUUCCUCCCCACUACCCACCACGUCUCUCCCUUGAGUCAAAACUUAUCUCCACAUAUACAUCACUCUCUCUCUCUCUCUCUCUCUCUCUCUCUCUCUCUCUCUCUCUAUGUAUAAUCAUAUGUGCAUUUCCGAAAUUGCUGCUUGAAGCCCCACAGCCUCCUCCUCGGCAAUGUCGGAAAUGCACAACCGUGCCAGCGUCGGCGGGGGUGGAUUUGAUCCGAGCAAUCUGCACUUGAAGAAAGAACUCACUCAAAUCCGUAAAGCCGCUCGAUCUCUCAAGGACCCCGGCACCACCUCCACCUGGCGCUCCCCCCUCAACUCCGCUCGAUCCGCUGCGCCCUCCACUGCCAAUGCGGCCUCAUCCUCCAAUAACAACCCUAAGUUCUCCGCCACCAACGGAGAAGGUCUCGUCAGCCAGCUCCCGCUCCGCCCCGAGACCAGCAACGGCAGCAGCGGCGCGAGGGAGAGGAAGGUGUUUCUGUACAACUGGAGGAGUAAUCAGCAGAGAUCGAAAAGCGGUCGAAGCCGUGGGCAGGAUGGGGAGUCCAGUGACGAAGACGAUGCGGAGGAGGAGGAGAGCUUGAGCGACGCGCGAAACGGCGGUGGCGGUGAUUCGAGGAGUGAUGCUCACGUUGGUGAUAGGUAUGCUUCGUUGAUGAUGUUUAAAUGCAGAGGUAGUACUAAGCUAGCCCCGUCGAUUAGACGGACUUCGAUUAGGAAGAAAACUAAGAUAAACCCUCACUUAGCUAAUGUGUUGAGGCAACAGAUAGUUAAGAGUAGGAGUUCAAAGCAAGCCCUAGAGGGUUCGGGGAGGGAUGAUAAUGAUGAUGAACAAUCUGAUGAUGGUACGGAGGAUUAUUGUAGUAAUGAUAACUCUGAGGAUUUACGGUUGCUUUCUAGGCUUAGUAAGAGGAAGAAUUGGCCCCAUUUGUCUUUGAAGCCUUUGAGGAAUAGUGGAAGAGAGGACUCUUCUUACACUUACAACAGUACCCCGGCGUUGUCGACAGGGUCUUUCAAUAGGUACGGCAAUAGGAAUCCAAGUACGGUUGGGUCGUGGGAUGCCACCACUGCAUCGUUCAACGGUGGGGAUGAUGAUGAUGGGGAUGAUCCUUUGGAAUUGCCGGGUCGCCAGGGAUGUGGGAUUCCUUGUUAUUGGUCGAGGAAGUCGACCCCGAAGCAUAGAGGGGAUUGUGGCGGGAGUUACUAUUCGCCUUCGCUUUCCGAGACUUUAAGAAGGAAAGGCAGCAGUAUUUUGUGCGGGAGUCAAACUAAGUACCAUAAACAUGGUAGGGGAUCAACUUCGAGUUCCAAAAAGAGGAGACUGAUUUCGAGGGCUGCUCAAGGUGUUAUACCAUUGCUAACCAAUAGCGGUGAUGGCCAAGGGGGCUCAUCUAUUGGGAAUAGUGACGACGAGCUCUCAACAAACUACGGGGAGCUAGAUUUGGAGGCCUUGAGUCGGUUGGACGGAAGGAGGUGGUCGUGCAGCUGUAGGAGUCAAGAAGGAUUAGAGCUUGUAGUUCCAAACGGGGAUGGGGAAGGAGAAGGAGAAGGUGAAAGUACACCGGAAACCAUAGGUAGCUUGAGUCAGAAAUAUAGGCCGGUGUUCUUUGAAGAAAUUAUUGGGCAAAACAUUGUGGUUCAAUCCCUUAUGAAUGCAAUAUUAAGGGGAAGGAUUGCCCAUAUUUAUAUGUUCCAAGGUCCUCGUGGGUCUGGGAAGACAUCAACGGCCAGGAUAUUUGCAGCUGCCUUGAAUUGCCUUGCCAGUAAAGAGUCCAAACCAUGUGGGGUCUGUAGGGAAUGUGCUGAUUUCAUCUCUGGUAAGACCAAUGAUCUCAUAGAAGUUGAUAGCACUAGUAAGAAGGGAAUCGACAGAGUUAAGCACCUUUUAAAAAACCUGUCCGUUGGUCCUUCAUCAGCAUUUUCACGAUACAGAGUUUUUAUUAUCGAUGAGUGUCACUUGUUGCCUUCUAAGAUGUGGCUGGCAUUUCUUAAGUCUCUCGAGGAACCACCUCCGCGUGUUGUGUUCAUAUUUGUGACUGCUGAUCUUGACAAUGUGCCACGUGCCGUGUUAUCUCGGUGCCAGAAGUAUAUCUUUAACAAGAUCAAGGAUAGCGAUAUUGUGGCUAGACUGAGAAAGAUUUCUGCUGAUGAGGAUUUGGAUGUCGAACCAGAUGCAUUGGAUUUGAUUGCUUUGAAUGCAGAUGGUUCGCUUCGAGACGCUGAGACAAUGUUAGACCAGUUGAGUUUGCUUGGAAAGACAAUUACUUCUUCUCUUGUGAAUGAACUUGUUGGAGUGGUUUCUGAUGAGAAACUUCUGGAACUUUUGGAGUUAGCCAUGUCAUCGGACACUGCAGAAACAGUAAAAAGAGCCAGAGAGUUGAUGGACUCCGGGGUUGAUCCAAUGGUUGUGAUGUCUCAAUUGGCCACCCUCAUUAUGGAUAUCAUUGCUGGUACAUAUCACAUCAUGGAUUCUAAGGACAACAGUUCAUUCUUUGCUGGGAGAAGCUUGAAUGAAGCAGAACUGGACAGACUGAAGCAUGCUUUGAAGCUUCUUUCAGAGGCUGAGAAACAGCUACGAGUUUCAAGUGAGCGUUCCACAUGGUUCACGGCAACCCUUUUACAACUCGGAUCCGCGAAUUCAUCAGAUUCAACUCACUCAGGAGGCAGUCGGAGGCAGAGCUCAAAAACAACUGAGGAGGAUCGGUCUAGUGCUUCUAAGGAGGCCACUACCCAAAAGCAAAGGGCCCAAAUGUCAACCUCUCCUGCUGUCGUGUCUAAAGCUGCUCUCCAAAAUCAGGCCAUUCAUGAGGAUUCUUUCCUAUUGGCUAAUGGGAUCAAUGCCAAUCCCAAGCACACCCAAAGAAAAUUCAAAAGUGGUGAUCUGUCAGCUGUUUCACACGAUCAAGUAAUGAUAUCCAGAUGCGUAAACUCAGACAAGUUGGAUGAUAUCUGGGUGAGAUGUAUUGGAAGAUGCCAUUCAAAAACACUAAGGCAGCUGCUUCUUAGUCAUGGAAAGCUCAUCUCUAUCUCUGAAGUUGAAGGUAUUUUCGUUGCUUAUAUCGCGUUUGGGGAGAGAGACAUCAAAGCUAGAGCUGAAAGGUUUUUAAGCAGUAUCACAAACUCGUUUGAAACUGUUUUGCGAUACAAUGUAGAGGUUAGAAUUAUACUGUUGCCAGAUGAUGAAACUUCUUUGGGUCGGAAGCAGAUGGACACAGCCGAAGAAAUUAGUAAGGAACGAAAAUCAUUCCCCAAUGCCAAAGAUGGAUAUUCUGAUAUUGGUUCGCGUCAGGAGCCGCUGAAAAGAUCUAGAGGCUUUGUUGAUUCUGAUGGUAAGCUGGGUGGAACCCUUCAGUCUGCUGCUGGAUCACCAAUCCCAUUAGCAGAAGGGAAUUCUAAAAUGAGUGCGAAGGAGAGAAAUCCAAUGCAGAGAAUAGAAUCCAUUAUCCAUGAGCAGAGGUUAGAAACUGCAUGGUUACAGGCUGUGGAGAAGGGCACACCUGGAUCAUUGAGUCGUUUGAAACCUGAGAAGAAUCAAAUCCUUCCUCAAGAAGGCAUCUAUCCUCAGAAUCAAACGAAACCCCUAAAUUCUGUGGACUUGUCCUCCCAGAAUUGGGAAGAUGAGUUGAACCAUGAAAUGAAGAUUUUGAAGAUUAAUGACAGGAAGGCUGUCCAGAAGGACCAGAUCGGUAAGAGGGUUGAUCAUUGUCCCAUCUCUCCGAGCUUGUUGCAUGAUAGCACCUAUGUGGGCAGUUUCAGCAAAGAGAGCAUGGGAUACGAAUCAGGGUCAGGAGCUGGAGGUUGUAGUGGCCUUUUCUGUUGGAAUAACACCAAACCUCAGAAAAAAGUAAAGGUUAAACAAGGGGCUCCUGUUCGUGCGCAUAGAAGUGCACGAUUUUCAUGGUUUGGUGAGUGUGCCAGAUCGAAACCGACUGAGAGAAGUUUCAGACAAUAAUUGAAUAGCUAUGGACCAUUGAAGUGCAACGUGCUUGGUCCAACGGCAAGGCUUGCCAUAAGCGUGGCUGGUGGCUUGGAUUUGAGUCAGAAGUGCCCUUUUGCUUUAACAUGAUAAGGUUGCGUACCUCUUGCCAUCCCAAACCGUGUUGCCCUUUCUUAUUUAACUUUCUUGUAGAGCCAUUUUUCAUGGAUGUUGGGAGGGAAAUGAGGAGAAGAUUGUGAAGUUCAUGCAACUGGAUUCCUGCAUUUCUCUUGAUGCAGGAAUAUUUUAUGAAAAUAAUAAGGAAAUGGAGGUGCAUUUUCUCUUCCAUUCAGAACGAUGCAUAGCUUUACUAGCGACUUAGGAAUGACUUUCCCGGAAGACCUAGUUUCACAUUCUUGAUUGUUUUCCGGACGAGUCGUAAAAGAUGUUCCGUUUAAAAAAUUUAACUUCUUAUAUUAUGGAGAAAAAUCAGGUGUGAUGGUUGUUUCAGGUUGUUAAUCACAAGGGUAUUCUUUGACAA
Rhododendron vialii is the source of this 4734-nucleotide messenger RNA. RefSeq names its product protein STICHEL. NCBI's taxonomy places the organism in Eukaryota, Viridiplantae, Streptophyta, Magnoliopsida, Ericales, Ericaceae. Gene Ontology annotation, cellular component: nucleus; DNA polymerase III complex; DNA replication factor C complex. The record is from RefSeq and is a predicted model, not a curated record. The transcript has 6 exons. Gene Ontology annotation, biological process: DNA repair; DNA-templated DNA replication. Gene Ontology annotation, molecular function: DNA-directed DNA polymerase activity; ATP binding; DNA clamp loader activity. Bases 447 to 4229 code for a protein of 1260 amino acids.